UUACUUACUAUGCGUCUCUGUCUUGAACUCUUUGCUCUCAUCCAUGUUCUUCUUCUAUUAAAAAAUUCAUUUUUAAUUACUUUCCAUUUUGAUCCAUGUUCUUCAGCUUCUACUAUGAGCUCCAACCUUGAAUCUUAGAAUCAUCACCAAAAAUGUUGCCAAAAUUUCCCAUGAUGCAGUUGAAACCACCGCCUUUGACACCCAGUCACAUGAUUCAUUCACGCAGAGACACCAGAAUUUUCUCACAGCAAAAAUUUCCUUUCAAGUUCGGUCCCCAAUCUUUGGGUGACAAAUGGAAGCUCAAUGACAUGACUGCUAGUUCUAUACAAGAAAGAUUGGGUGUAUUGUUAUCAAGGACCCAGAAUUUUUUCAAUCAAGUCACUUCUCCGCGUGCAAAAAAAAUCAGGAAACAACUUGACACUGAAAAUGAUUCCGGAUUCCAAGUUAUGGAGGAUAUAUUCAUGGUGGAGCAGACUAUUAACCGCAGAAUGCCAUAUGGGAGGACUCUUUCUCUUGCUGCUGUUAUAUGUAUUGAGCAAUUCAGCAGGUCAGUGAGGAUGAAUGGAUUGACUGGGAAGAAAAUGCAGAAAAUUUUUCAAACACUUGUUCCUGAAUCUGUAUAUAGUGAUGCCCGGAAUUUGGUUGAAUACUGCUGCUUUAGAUUUUUGUCAAAGGAUGCUUCUGAAGUUCAUCCUUCCCUCCAGGACCCUGCAUUCCAGAGGCUGAUAUUCAUAACCAUGCUUGCCUGGGAAAAUCCUUACACUGAUAGCAUUUCUGGCACUGCAGAGAAAGCUUCCUUACAGAGUAAACUUGUCACCAAAGAGGCUUUUGCUCGUAUUGCUCCUGCAAUCGCUGGUGUGGUUGACCUCCCCACAGCGCACAAUCUUUUUACGGCUCUUGCUGGUGAUCAAGAUGGAAUUUCAAUCAGCUUGUGGCUGACCUACAUUAAUGAAUUUGUCAAAGUGCGUCAAGAACAGAGGUCAUAUCAGAUUCCAGAGUUUCCUCAACUAUCAGAGGAGAAGGUUUUAUGCUUUGGUUUCAAUAAUAAGAAGCCUGUUCUGAAAUGGGAGAAUAAUAUGGCCUGGCCUGGCAAACUCACUCUUACUGAUAAAGCAAUCUAUUUUGAGGCUGCUGGCUUAUUGGGAAAUAAGAGAGCCAUGAGAUUGGAUCUUACACAUGAUGGAUUACAGGUAGUGAAGGCAAAGGUUGGACCUUUUGGGUCUGCGCUCUUUGACUCUGCUGUUUCUAUUUCUUCGGGUUCAGAGUUGAAUUGGUGGGUUCUGGAAUUCAUUGACUUGGGAGGUGAGAUGAGGAGAGAUGUUUGGCAUGCAUUGAUAAGUGAGGUCAUUUCUUUGCACAAGUUCAUACGUGAGUAUGGACCUGAUGAUUCUGAUGAGUUGUUAUCUAAUGUAUAUGGGGCUCAUAAAGGAAAGGAAAGAGCAAAAACCAGUGCCAUUAACGGUAUAGCUAGACUCCAGGCCCUUCAACAUUUGCAGAAGAUGCUUGAUGAUCCAACCAAGCUUGUUCAGUUUUCAUAUUUACAGAAUGCGCCGCAUAGUGAUAUUAUCCUCCAAACUUUGGCUGUUAAUUAUUGGGGAGGCCCAUUAGUCACAGGAUUUGUAAAUACUCGCAAUCAUCUAGAAACUCGGUCUUCGGAUGAAAUGGCUAAUAAUGGAAACCAUAUUUUUGACAUUGAUGGAAGUGUGUACUUAAAAAAGUGGAUGAAAUCUCCAUCUUGGAGAUCUAGUAGUUCCAUAAGUUUUUGGAAGAACACUUCGGUAAAAGGUUUAGUGUUAAGUAAGAAUCUUGUUGUGGCUGAUUUCUCACUCACAGAAAGAGCAGCAGAAACAAGCAAACAAAAGUACCAGGUUGAGGAGAAGACUCAAGCCACCAUUGAUGCUGCAACUCUACAAGGCAUACCCAGCAACAUUGAUCUUUUCAAGGAGCUAAUGUUUCCUUUGAUCUUAACUGUCAAAAACUUUGAAAAGCUUAGGCGCUGGGAAGAACCACACUUGACUGUUUCGUUUCUUGGACUUGCCUAUACAAUGAUUUUUAGAAACUUGCUGUCAUAUAUUUUUCCCACGAUGAUGAUGAUUGCAGCAGUUGGAAUGCUCACAAUCAGGGGCCUUAAGGAGCAAGGUCGCCUUGGACGAUCUUUUGGUGCAGUCACAAUACGUGAUCAACCCCCAUCAAAUACUAUACAAAAGAUCAUUGCUGUAAAAGAUGCUAUGCGUGAUGUUGAGCAUUAUCUGCAGCAAAUGAAUGUCUCACUUCUCAAAAUACGAUCUAUUUUGCUUUCUGGCCAUCCACAGAUAACUACUGAGGCUGCUCUGGUGCUGUUAACGUGGGCAACCAUUCUCCUCACCUUCCCAUUCAAGUACAUUCUUUCCUUUCUUCUCUUGGAUAUGUUCACACGGGAGCUCGAGUUUCGGAGAGAAAUGGUUAAGAAAUUCAAGAAAUUUUUAAGGGAGCGGUGGCAUGCAGUGCCUUGCCCUCCAGUAGCAGUUUUACCAUUUGAAAAUGAAGAAUCAAGAUCAGAAAUGUACUUAAAGGAAUUUAAGGACCAACCAAAAUCACAAGGAAAACAGGGCAGUGGUAAGUCCUGAUCGAUAGUGAUACUAUUUUUAGGUUUGCUUAUAGAAAAUGUAAAGAUGUAAAUUUUGUUUCACUUUUUUAAAAAAUAAUAAUAGAAAGCUAGUGUACUUGCGUUUC
Molecule: messenger RNA, 2712 nt
Organism: Lotus japonicus
Lineage: Eukaryota; Viridiplantae; Streptophyta; Magnoliopsida; Fabales; Fabaceae
Exons: 11
Coding region: 153-2606 (817 amino acids)
Source: RefSeq, a predicted model, not a curated record